Molecule: messenger RNA, 1452 nt
Organism: Colletotrichum phormii
Lineage: Eukaryota; Fungi; Ascomycota; Sordariomycetes; Glomerellales; Glomerellaceae
Exons: 3
Coding region: 1-1452 (483 amino acids)
Source: RefSeq, a predicted model, not a curated record
AUGGCCGACGUCUUUGAUGGAUUCGGUGAAGGCCGCAUCGGCUCUCCCCGAUCGCCUACCCGUCCACACAGCAUGCGGCGUCGCCAGAGCAUGCAAGUCCUUGAGCUCGAGUCUCGCGUCGAACAAUUGAUGGCCGAGAACCGGAUGCUCACAGACUCCCGAUCCCACACCGAUACCCAGAACAAAAACAGAGACUCUGGCAUUCUGGCAGAGCGCGAUGCCGAAAUCGACGUCCUCAAGCAAUCGCUCGAGUUUCUACAAAAGGAGGUUGCCCGAUUGACAGAGCGUUACCGAUCAUUGGAGACCCAGCACUCUGACGCCUCGCGGCAAUUGGAGCAAGCGCGCACCGAGCAUAACCACUUCCAGGAGUCACUGCUGCAAAAGGAUGCAGAAAUUGGCCGCCUGCGCUCCGAACUCGACGCGGCCAAGGAUAAGAUCCGACAGAUGCAGCGCCAGAUCCUGGCAUCCAAGGGCGCUGACAGCGACUUCCUCAACGUCAAGGACGUCGAUCACUUUGACCACAGAUGUCAGCAGCUCUGCUCCCACGUACAGCAGUGGGUUCUGCGCUUCUCCAAGUUCUCCGACAUGCGCGCCUGUCGCAAGACAAACGAGAUCAAUGACGAAAAGGUCAUUGACCGUCUCGACAACGCCAUCCUGGAUGGCACCGACGUGGACACUUAUCUCGGCGACCGUGUCAGGCGCCGAGAUGUAUUCAUGUCCAUGACGAUGAACAUGAUUUGGGAGUUCGUGUUCACUCGUUACCUCUUUGGCAUGGACCGCGAGCAGCGACAAAAGCUCAAGUCGCUAGAAAAGCUGCUUACCGAGGUUGGCCCUCCCCCGGCCGUCCGACAAUGGCGCGCCGUCACCCUGACGUUGCUCUCCAAGCGCCCCAGCUUCAAGCACCAGCGCGACCUCGACACCGAGGCCGUGGUCCAGGCCAUCUUCCAAACGCUGUCCAGGGUCCUCCCUCCCCCUUCCAACCUGGAGGACCAGAUCCAAUCACAGCUGCGCCGCGUGAUGCGGGAGGCCGUCGACCUCUCCAUCGAAAUGCGCACCCAGCGUGCCGAGUACAUGAUGCUCCCGCCGCUGCAACCAGAGUACGACGCCGACGGCGAGCUCGCCGACACGGUCACGUUCAACGCGGCGCUCAUGAACGAGCGUAGCGCCGACAAGUCGGCUACCAACGAGGCCCUCGAGGCCCAGAGCGCCGUCGUGCGCAUCGUACUGUUCCCGCUCGUCGUCAAGAAGGGUGACGACGGCGGCAACAAUGACGACGAGAUUGUUGUGUGUCCUGCCCAGGUACUGGUGGCUCGGUCCAAGGGCAAGUCCGUUAGGCUGUUUACGCCCGGAAGCGACGCUGGCGGUGCGUCGCUCAGCGGGCAGACGGCGGCCACGCGCAGCGAUCUCAGCAUGGGUACUUUCUUGCCUGAUCAAGCCUCCAACUUGCGGUAA